GUAAUUUUUGAAGCCCUGGCACUCUAUUUAUAGGGGGAUUGCGCCCUUAAGAAAACUGUUCCAGAAAUGCUGCCUGUGCUUAUAGCAGAGGGAGGGAGAGAUCGUGACUGACAUCAGCGUGGUGACGGAGCCUGGGUGAAUUCAGCUGUUGCCCAUUCGCACUUCGCCCCCCGCCCCAGGCUCGUCUGGAUGCAAACACGUUGUGAUCCCUCCUCUCAAGGGAGAUGGAAGGAGCCCCGCACGAAACCGGAAAGCAGGCGGCCGUGCGGACUGCUUCGGCCUCUCCCCUCCCUCUCUAGGGCUGUGCAAUAGGGCGCUGGAGCAGAGGCUUGUGAUACCAUGGUUAUUUGCGGCUGAGCUGAGAAUCUGAAUCAAGAUCUUCCCAGUCUCUAUCCUGCAGGCAAGCUCCAUUUAAAAUUGCAGAGACUACCAUGACGUCACACAAAUCGGUUAUUAAGUGUGGAAAAUUCGCAGUCCUGGUAGAUUUCCACGUUAUGCCGCAAGACUCCAAUGAAUCCCCAGUGUGGUUUUCUGAUCGUAAGAGAAAGGAAGUCUGCAUGCUGCUAAAAGAUGCCGUCGAUUCAAGAGUGAAACAGUAUCUGAUCGCUCGUAAACGACAUGGCCAGUGGAAGGAAAUGGAAUAUGCAGAAGCAAAUCCUUUGUCUCUGAAAGCCAGUGACUUUCACGUUACAGCCUACUUUGUCAGAAGAGGGGUCAAUCUGCGAUGUAUUGGGGGACAGCAAAACAGUGAGUUGCGUGUGUUUCCGGAACGGUUUGUAAUUUGUGUCACAAGACUUGAGUCCAGUCCAUCUCCUCGGGUCAGUGAAAGUGUGGCACCGAAAGUGAACCAAUCUGCUGGGACAUCUGAAUAUUUUGGAGAAUCACUUGAAAAUGAGAACUGCAAGUCUUCGCUAACUCAGCAGAAAAAACAAGACAUCCUGAAAAAGAUAGUGAAGAGGACGAAAACAGCGAAAGCGAAUGAGAGCAAACCUCAGCCCAGCAAGGACACCAUGAAAGUAUAUCUUGGCUCGCUUGCUCAGACAGGGAGUGGGGAGCAUGGAUUUCAAGCUCCUUCCGAUGCUCAGUCUGAAGCGAAACGUAGGCGUGCAGCACAACCAAAGGAUUGCAUAAAUACAGCUGAGAGCAGCUUGGGGCUUCCUGUUUCGGAGCGGGACAAUGAUGUGAAUUGGAGACAGCCGAGCAGCGCUAGCAGCCAGCAAAAACUUCAUUUUGCGGAGUGGUUGACAAGACUUCUAUGCAGGAACCCUCGGUGGUGCUGUGAGUCAGCACUGCCACAUCCAAACCAAAGUCAAAGGGUGACUGAAACAGCAUAAAUGCUGUUCUGAGCAUGCAGGAGCAGGAGGCACAAGGGUGUCUACGAGGCAGGAUCGUUCGGUUCCCAGACACGCAGCCGUGCGGGUUGUUCAGGGCCAUCUUUUGGAGAGGUCCUCACCAAAUCCCACAUUGUUUUCUAAAUGGGGCUUGGCAGGAUCCAUGUCUGAUGAAGAGUUGCUUACUUGAACAAAAACCUUCCCCUGAGACUUUUUUUUUUAUGAGAAAUACUACAGCCGCCAUGCAGACAAACCCCAACAAACCACAGUCACCAAAGAAUAACCCUGAAUGCUUUCUCUCCCUAUAUGCCAAGCCUGCAGAGAGGG
Elgaria multicarinata webbii is the source of this 1658-nucleotide messenger RNA. It is a transcript of the gene SLX4IP, whose product is annotated as SLX4 interacting protein. Lineage: Eukaryota; Metazoa; Chordata; Lepidosauria; Squamata; Anguidae. The record is from RefSeq and is a predicted model, not a curated record.